This is a messenger RNA of Suillus discolor, 1521 nucleotides long. RefSeq names its product DHHC palmitoyltransferase-domain-containing protein. The transcript has 8 exons. Bases 197 to 1285 code for a protein of 362 amino acids. Gene Ontology annotation, molecular function: protein-cysteine S-palmitoyltransferase activity. Gene Ontology annotation, cellular component: endoplasmic reticulum; Golgi apparatus. Lineage: Eukaryota; Fungi; Basidiomycota; Agaricomycetes; Boletales; Suillaceae. The record is from RefSeq and is a predicted model, not a curated record. Gene Ontology annotation, biological process: peptidyl-L-cysteine S-palmitoylation; protein targeting to membrane.
GUGACAAACACACCUACGAACAGUGCCCUGGCAGGCCGCCGUGCCACUGCUUGUUGAACCGCCUCCGCUCUUCGUGUCAUCAUAUACCUGGGACUACCACUUUUUUGCAUUGAUAAAUACCCUUAACUGUUGUGUCUGAAGUCAGGCACGCUACUACGACGAAAGUCCGUGGAUAGUUUCCAGCCAUUCGUUUCACAUGUUACGGCCUCAGCCUUUACUCUCCUUCGAGGUAGAUACCUCUGGACAAGACACUUCCCUCAAACACGAUGAUUUUGAUUCAGAGGUCCGGAGAACUUGGUAUCAUUACCUACCGCUGUGUUUGCUACUUUUCCUCAUGGUAGCUCCCUAUCCUUCGUUGCUCAUUGUACUCGUAAACCACUAUCUUCUCACAUUGAACGAGCCCAUUGCCUUCAUUGUUCAUUUUUUGAUCACUUUCACCCUCGAAUUCCUCGCCUUUGCCUCCCUGAUGGUUUGCGUAGUUCGUGAUCCCGGUCCAGUAUACAUGGACGCUUCCGACCACGAUCCUGUCCAUCAACCUGAAGAUAUGGGCCUCGCAGAAGCUUUGAUGACCAUGGAGAAUACCGACGACGACUGCAGUCCUGACAAGUUCUGUCGGAAAUGUUGGGUACCUAAACCGGAGCGUGCGCACCAUUGCAGCGUAUGUGGCCGCUGUGUUUUGAAGAUGGAUCAUCACUGUCCUUGGCUCGGAGCUAAAUGUAUCGGACAUAGAACAUACCCAGCAUUCGUUCACUUCUUGACUUGCAUCACUGCCUUCUCCGCAUACGUCGCUACUAUAUCUAUAUCUGCAGUCUGGUGGUCUUUCGAUAACCCACUUCUGGUUCCGGAUGAGUCUACCCCCGUUCAUGAAUUGUUACUCGCCACUGCUGGCGUGAUUUUUACUCUGGUUGUUGGUUCCUUCUUGGUAUACCAUGUUUACCUCAUCACUACUAACCAGACUACUGUUGAAGCCCUGUCACCAUUCUUAUUAUUGAGAUAUAUUCCUCCGUUACCGGUGUCCAUGAAGUUGUCUGAACCUCCAAUGGAGGAAGAGCUAUCAUACAAUCAACGUAGAGUGGUCCGUGAUGCACAUAGGUUCGUGCGCAUGUAUGACGUCGGGUGGCGAAGAAACUGGGCGCAAGUUUUCGGAUGGAGCAAGCCGCGAGGGUGGCUUUAUCUUCUUCUCAUUGGAGGCUCUGUGAAUGGUGAUGGGCGGUCAUUUCCACACAAUCCACGCUCACAAGACAUGCUAUCCCAGCUCGCGGCCCGCCUCGAAAAAGAAGCUUGAAAUAGAAUUGCUGGGUGACACGGUAUAUCUCACUUUAUCAAGUAUGCGGAGAGAUGGCAGAAUCCACCAGAAUAUCAAACUACGGUAGGGGAAAUGAUGUUUCCCAGUGACACCCAUGCAUUGUCAUAUCUAUACAUAUAGUUGAAAAUUUGCGACGCAACUGAACAUCGGCGAUUCUGCCGUUGGGCCCGUAAAAAUACAAAGCCAGUGUUUCUGUAUUUAUCGAACCAAGGUCG